AAAUUUUUUUAUAAAUCUGAGUAUAAUUCUUUUGAAUUAAAGCAAUAAAAAUGGUAUUAAGCAAUAAUAUUUUACUGGAAAAAUGUGGUGUAAUUAUGAUUAUUUAUAACCUUAUAGUUCCUACGUACUCUGGUCCUAAUAACUUACAUUUAAGCGACGGUACGAGUCCUGCGGAAAUAAUACAUGGAGAUUUAUUUUUCGAAAUAACUGAACCUAUAGAAUUGGAGUACACUUACCGAAUAAGACCAGCUAAAGAUUUUGGGGCCCCAUUUAAUGAGUCGUUUUAUAUUCAAAAUAUUCCCUUGGUGCCUAUAGAUCCUAAAUUUGGUUGUAAACCUCCAAACAAUUUGGAUGAUAUCGAAGGAAAUAUUGCAUUUAUUGAGAGAGGGGAAUGCUCUUUCAAGAAAAAAACUAUAAUUGCAGAGAAAGCAGGAGCUAGGGCAGUUAUAAUAACUGAUAUCUCCAAAGAAAACGAAGACUACUUUAUAGAAAUGAUCGACGAUGAGUCAGAGGAAGAUGCAAAUAUCCCAGCUGCCUUUUUAAUGGGUAAAAAUGGGUUUAUGAUCAGUAAAACGCUGGAAAGGUUAAACAGGAAUUUUGCUAUCAUAAAUUUGCCCAUAAAUUUGACUUAUACUCCUAUUCAUAAGAUAAAUCAGCCCCCAUGGCUUGGUUGGUAACUCUGGGUCAGUUUGAAAUUUAGUUAUUUAAUAUUAUUAAAUUCCGUCCAAAUUUGUAAAUAAUAAUUUUGUAAAUAAGGUUUUAGUCAAACUUAGAUUUUUUCUAUACCCACACAGCAUCAAUCUCUGAAAGACAUCUAUAAGAUUUUGACAUCUUAAAAAAUAUGGAAAAAAGCUCUAAAAUUCAGAA
Molecule: messenger RNA, 867 nt
Organism: Brassicogethes aeneus
Lineage: Eukaryota; Metazoa; Arthropoda; Insecta; Coleoptera; Nitidulidae
Source: the annotation of a GenBank genome assembly